GGAGACUCUUUUGAAUGUCUGUCUUGGUAAAGACCCCACCAUGUCUCAUCUUCUCCCCUGUCCUAAUAUCUCUCCCCUUCUAUCCACCUCUCUCUCUCUCAUCUCUCUCCAUCUCUCCAUUCCGUUAAUGUGAACUCUAAUCAUGCCCCACUAACCACUUGUCUUAUCUCCUCCACUUAAACUUUUUCCAUACAGAACUUGUAGUUUUUUCACUACUUCUUGUUUCAAGAUUCUAUUUUUACUUUCUUUUCCUAGCACCCAAACCCCAAGAACCAUUUUUUCACUUGUUUUAAGCAAAACCCAUAAAUCCUUUUCAAAUCUUUUUCAGAGAUGAGUGAAAACACAUUCACUAAAGUACUUAAGCCCACAGCCCACUUGGAGUUUUUCAAGAAACUCAAGCGUUUGAAGCCUCUUGAGCCCUCCUAUGGGGUUCUUGGCUGUUUCUUUGUGAGUGUGUGUUUAAUUUUAAGCUUGUUUUUGUUGGAUUACAGGACUCUUGGUUUUGGUGGGCAAGAGUCUAGAUUGAUUAGCUGGUUUGGGCUUAAUGGGUCAGCAGGAGUUGAAGAAAGAGUUGAGUUUCUUGAUGAGAGUGGCGAUGGGUGUGAUAUAUAUGAUGGGGAUUGGGUUUGGGAUGAGAAUUAUCCACUUUAUGAGUCUACAGAUUGUUUGUUCUUGGAUGAAGGUUUUCGAUGUUCUGAGAAUGGUAGGCGUGAUAAAUUCUAUACUAAAUGGCGGUGGCAGCCCAAAAAUUGCAACUUGCCCAGAUUUGAUGCAAAGAUCAUGUUGGAAAAGAUGCGAAAUCGCCGGGUUGUGUUUGUUGGUGAUUCAAUCGGAAGAAAUCAAUGGGAGUCCCUUCUCUGCAUGCUCUCUUCUGCAGUUCGUAACAAGACCUCAAUAUAUGAGGUUAACGGGAAUCCAAUUACAAAACACACAGGGUUCCUGGUGUAUAGGUUUACUGAUUUUAAUUGCACCUUAGAGUACUAUCGAGCUCCAUUUUUAGUACUGCAAAGUCGGGCUCCUGCUGGUUCUCCAGAAAAAGUAAGAACUACCUUGAAACUCGAUCAGAUGGAUUGGAAUUCCUGGAAAUGGAGAGGUGCUGAUUUGUUAGUUUUAAAUAGCGGCCAUUGGUGGAAUUAUGAAAAAACUAUUCGAGAGGGUUGUUACUUUCAAGAAGGAGCAGAAGUAAAGAUGGAGAUGAGUGUAGAAAGUGCUUAUAGGAGGUCAAUUGCGAAAGUUGUGGAUUGGUUAAGUAGUGAAGUGAAUACCAGUAAGACCCAGGUUUUCUUCAGAAGCUUUGCUCCUGUGCAUUUUAGAGGUGGCGAUUGGAAGACUGGUGGGAGCUGUCACCUGGAAACGUUACCUGACCUAAGGUCAACAUCAGUGUCAUCUGAAACAGCAAAUCAGUUGAGAAUUGUCAGUGAAGGAUUUUCCAAACUCACGAAUACAACAAUACAUUCCAGGAAACUCGACUUUUUAAAUGUGACACUGAUGUCAUCUCAGAGGAAAGACGGGCACGCAUCAAUAUAUUAUUUAGGGCCGGAAACUGGGCCAGCUGCUCUUCACCGUCAAGACUGCAGCCACUGGUGCUUGCCUGGCAUACCUGAUACAUGGAAUGAACUUUUGUAUGCAGUAUUUCUUAAAAAGGAACUUGCCCAAACAGGAAACAAAACAGAACACACUCUUUCUCCGACAGUGGAAAGAAAAUAACAAUGACAGUCUGUCUUGCUAGAACCCACCAAGCACAUACUCGUAGAAAGCAUAGUGGAACUGUUGCAUCAACAAGGAGCCAAAACCUACUUGAUUGCCUCACUUGCCGGUUCACUCUAAUUCAUCACCUUCAUAUGAUCGGUUAUGUAACCAAAUGCAACUGUUCAUAUAUUUGUUACAUGACUAUGAUGAUGAAAGGGAGGUUGACCGCAAGAAUGUUCCAAAGCCAGAGCUCAGGAAAGACAGAUCAUUUAAACCAUCUUAUGCCGAGGUUAAUGUAUUUAAUAGCCGAGGCAUUUAGUUAAUCAGGUUAGGUUUGUUUUGCAUAUAUACCCGCACAUGAUACAUCAUUCAUCAUUCAUACAUUAGUACUAGAAGAUUGUUGAAAGUUGUAAUUUAUGAACAUAACAAAAACUUGUAUACCAGUAAAUUCUGUAUCACCUGGAAUUUGUACAUGCAAAUUACUAAGCCUUGGUUUUGUGGA
This is a messenger RNA of Daucus carota subsp. sativus, 2191 nucleotides long. Its product is annotated as protein trichome birefringence-like 10. Gene Ontology annotation, cellular component: Golgi apparatus. NCBI's taxonomy places the organism in Eukaryota, Viridiplantae, Streptophyta, Magnoliopsida, Apiales, Apiaceae. The coding region runs from base 331 to 1707 and encodes 458 amino acids. The transcript is spliced from 4 exons. The record is from RefSeq and is a predicted model, not a curated record. Gene Ontology annotation, molecular function: O-acetyltransferase activity.